AUGACCUUUCCUGCGGCGACUCCCGAGCCUUUCCAGGGUACCAGCACGAGAGGAGAAAGUCCUCUGCUUCUAGAGUCUCGGGAGACUGGACGAGUAGGACCAGGGGGACAGAAUGACCAUGCGACUGCGGUGACAAAGGACGGGCCCAAGGCGAAACCCUGGGCCCAUUUUGUCGCGGGAGGUAUCGGUGGCAUGGCCGCGGCCACUCUCACUUCUCCUCUCGACGUCCUGAAGACCCGACUCCAGUCCGAUUUCUACCAAGCCCAACUCAGAACCCUUCACGCUCAACACCAUGUUCCUCAUAAACUCACCCUGACCUCCGUCCCCAGAGCAGCAUUCUUCCACAUCGCAGAGACCAUGCAGAUACUACGAUCGAUAUACCAACAUGAGGGGUUCCGGGCAUUAUUUCGAGGUCUCGGCGCAAAUCUGGUUGGCGUUGUGCCUGCAAGGAGUAUCAAUUUCUACGUCUACGGAAAUGGCAAGAGAAUCCUGAACAACUAUCUCAACCCAGAGGGCCGGGAAAAUGUCUGGAGCGUCCAUCUUCUUGCUGCAGCUACGGCGGGCAUAGCAACGGGCACCGCCACGAAUCCUAUCUGGGUCGUCAAGACACGUCUGCAACUGGACAAGAACACUGCCAGCCACGACCCUUCAAAAGGACGGCAGUACAAGAAUAGCUGGGACUGUGUCAGACAGACUGUUCGGCACGAGGGCAUCCGAGGUCUGUACCGGGGUUUGUCGGCCUCGUAUCUAGGAGUCACCGAGUCCACUCUUCAAUGGGUAUUGUACGAGCGGUUGAAACUGUCCCUGGCCAGAAGGGAAGCCAAGCGCCUCUCGCACCCUGGGUAUCAGCGAACAAUGCUUGAUGAUGCGGAGGAAUUUGGGGGCAAGUUCUGCGCCGCCGCCGGCGCGAAGCUCUUCGCAGCAGUCAUUACAUAUCCGCAUGAAGUUGUCAGAACGAGGCUACGGCAAGCGCCAACCAUCACGACCGAGACGGGCAGAGUCACGAUGAAAUACACCGGCCUGAUACAGUGCUUCCGCCUUGUGGCCAAAGAAGAAGGGAUGGCUGGGUUGUACGGAGGCAUGACGCCGCAUUUGCUUCGAGCUGUGCCUGCCGCCGCGGUGAUGAUGUCGACCUAUGAGAUUUUCUUACGGAUCUUUGGGACUACUUCAAACGUCUGA
This is a messenger RNA of Fonsecaea multimorphosa CBS 102226, 1179 nucleotides long. RefSeq lists its product as uncharacterized. The record is from RefSeq and is a predicted model, not a curated record. Lineage: Eukaryota; Fungi; Ascomycota; Eurotiomycetes; Chaetothyriales; Herpotrichiellaceae. Gene Ontology annotation, biological process: pyrimidine nucleotide import into mitochondrion. The coding region runs from base 1 to 1179 and encodes 392 amino acids. Gene Ontology annotation, cellular component: mitochondrion. The transcript has 2 exons. Gene Ontology annotation, molecular function: pyrimidine nucleotide transmembrane transporter activity.